AUGGAUCCACUGGCCCCAAGCACCAAGACAGAAUGGGUGCAGCAACUGGGUAUGAACAAUGAGACUGAAUCCAAGCACCAACCACCCCCCUCCCCUGGAGUUUGGAAUCUCAUUAAUCCAGAGCAGUGCCAGUACACCUUUACAACCUCGCGCAUCGAUAUCAGUUUGAAGAAAAGACAGAAUCAGCGGUGGGGAGGACUUGAAGCUCUGGCGACACAAGGUGCAGUGGGGGGUGCGAAAGUAGCUGUGCCUGCAGGCCCUCCAUCGCUGGAUAAGGCACAGCCUGGGAGCAGCCAGCACACACUUCCUCCCAAGGACGAGCCACGUUCCAAUGAGAAGGAGAAAAUGCGCACAGAAGAGGCCAGCCUUGAGUCGGUGGCAAUCAGGUCUACUCCUGACAGUGUGCAGAUUAAACAGGACACUCUUGUAACAUCGCCCAAGCCCACCUGCAUGGUGACCCCAAUGACCCAUGGUGUCUCCAAUACGGAGCAAACUGAAGAGGAAGAAGAGGAGGAGGAGAAAAAGGUCUGUCUGCCAGGGUUCACAGGGCUGGUCAACCUAGGAAACACUUGCUUCAUGAACAGUGUGAUCCAGUCACUGUCCAAUACACGAGAGCUUCGUGAUUACUUCCAUGAUCGAUCCUUUGAGUCUGAAUUAAAUUACAACAACCCUCUGGGAACUGGCGGCCGACUGGCCAUUGGCUUUGCGGUGUUGCUGCGGGCACUAUGGAAAGGAACGCACCAUGCCUACCAACCAUCGAAGCUAAAGGCUAUUGUAGCGAGUAAAGCAAGCCAAUUCACUGGUUACGCUCAACACGAUGCUCAGGAAUUCAUGGCGUUUCUGUUGGAUGGCCUCCAUGAGGACCUCAAUAGAAUACAGAAUAAACCGUACACUGAGACCGUAGAUUCUGAUGGGCGUCCAGAUGAGGUGGUGGCAGAGGAGGCCUGGGAACGUCAUAAGAUGCGAAAUGACUCCUUUAUCGUGGAUCUCUUCCAGGGUCAGUACAAGUCAAAGUUGGUGUGCCCCAUAUGUUACAAGGUGUCGAUCACAUUCGAUCCUUUUCUCUACCUGUCCGUCCCCCUGCCACAGAAACAGAAGUUGCUCACUGUUUACUUUUUUGCCAAGGAGCCUCAUAAGAAGCCAGUAAAGGUCUUGGUGAGCGUGAGUAAGGAGAAUGCAAGUGCAGCCGACGUGCUUGACGCAAUCUCUCGCAAUAUGAAAGUGAAAGCUGACACACUACGACUGACUGAGGUUGCAAGGAAUAGAUUCCAUCGGAUAUUUCAAACGUCUCAGUCCCUGGAUACUGUGUCCCCGAGCGACACACUCUUCUGCUUUGAGGUGUUGACUAAGGAUCUCGCAAAGGAGAGGGUGCUCGAAUUGAAUGUACAACAGCGACUGUUAAUCCCUAACGUCCCGAUCAACAAAUGUGCUGCCUGUCAGAAACCACAGCAGCCUGAUGAAAAGUUGCGGCGUUGCACCAGUUGCUACCGAGUCGCCUACUGCAAUCAGUGA
Messenger RNA from Rhincodon typus (whale shark), 1512 nucleotides. Its product is annotated as ubiquitin carboxyl-terminal hydrolase 19-like. The record is from RefSeq and is a predicted model, not a curated record. Gene Ontology annotation, molecular function: cysteine-type deubiquitinase activity. The transcript has 11 exons. Lineage: Eukaryota; Metazoa; Chordata; Chondrichthyes; Orectolobiformes; Rhincodontidae. The coding region runs from base 1 to 1512 and encodes 503 amino acids. Gene Ontology annotation, biological process: protein deubiquitination.